Molecule: messenger RNA, 1005 nt
Organism: Telopea speciosissima
Lineage: Eukaryota; Viridiplantae; Streptophyta; Magnoliopsida; Proteales; Proteaceae
Product: protein POOR HOMOLOGOUS SYNAPSIS 1
Exons: 8
Coding region: 23-925 (300 amino acids)
Source: RefSeq, a predicted model, not a curated record
GACAGCGUGAGGGUAAAAAAAAAUGGCGGGAGCUUUAUCGCUCAUAGAGACUGGAAAUGUCGAAACCUCGUUCACCGCCAUUGUAGAGCACUGGGAGGUGGAGUUCUCUCGCUUCUUCAACUUCCCUUCCCCGCCUUCCCCUUCUCUUGUUCUUAAACCUCUCCGCAAAUCCAUAAUACAUGGUGUUAGAGGUUCCUGGCUUUCUUCAUCAUCAACUGCUUCUCUGGAUCUCCGCUCCUAUCACUCGAGCUCUGAAGUCAUCCUUGUCGUAUCUCUUCGUGGAAAAAUCUAUGAAGAACAUUUCCUUUCCAAUCUGCAUUUCUCCUGGCCCCAGGUGUCGUGUGUCUACCAGUGCCCAACCAAGGGAAGCAGAGUCGUAUUUGCUAGCUACAAAGAUAGUGUAGGCCAGAUCCAGAAGUUUGCUUUGCGUUUUAUAACAUCUUCUGAAGCAGAAACAUUCAUAAAUGUUUUAAAGGAAAGGUUGAAAGACAUAAUAGAUAUUGGGUAUCCACAAAACAAUAUCAAAUCUAAUAUUUCAUCUGAGGUCUCAUCUUCAAAUGGAUUCCAGUGCAGGGCUGAGGAGGAUGCGAUCCAUGUGACUCCUGAUGUUAGCUAUGUGACUCCUGCUCUUACUUAUACUCCUCAGAUGCUGCCACUGGACUAUAAAGCAGCGCAGACCCCAUGUUUACAGGAACCAGUGCCUGCUUAUAACUUGGAAAGCGUUUUACCAGCCCUGCCUCCCAGCUUCACUGCCCUACUUGCCAGCUGUUGUACUGAGGCUGAACAAGAGAAACCAAAGGUAGUACCGGAGGAAGUUGACAUUAUGAACCAAAUCACGAAAUGCAUGUUGGACUCUUCCUUCAAUGAUGUGCUGGUUAAAGUGGAGAAAUAUAUUACUGAAAUGGGUGGCAAUUUGUCAAUAUAAUCAUAUCCAAGAGAUAAAGGCAGUUUGACUUCAAUUUUCUGGAGGUGAUAUAGCUUUUAAGCAAAGUUCAGUUCAUUUUA